Molecule: messenger RNA, 4002 nt
Organism: Cylindrotheca closterium
Lineage: Eukaryota; Bacillariophyta; Bacillariophyceae; Bacillariales; Bacillariaceae
Source: the annotation of a GenBank genome assembly
AUGAUCGGAGAGUCGUCGCAUUCUAGCAGCACAGCUUCACCACAGUAUGACGAGAUCAUUCAAGAAUUAGCUUCUUUAUGCAUAUCAUCAACAGGUGGCUCAACGAACGAUUCUGAAGACCCAUGCUUCUUUCAGGGAGCACUUGGCAGUAAUGCCUUUGUUAGAUAUUCCACCUGGAAGAUGAAACGAAAGGCGCAACCAGAAAAUCUGGAAGUUGAUGAAAAGCUGCUUCAUCUUACAAAAACUGUGGUGCAGGACUGUUUAGAACGCUGUAAUACUAUCGAGAGCAACAGUCUCAGCGUAUGGACGAAUCCAUCCUUCGGGUCUCAUAUUCUGCUCACAGCAAUCUUCCAUCAGCUGGAGCAAGGUGAAGCUAGUCAUCAGGAGAUGGACGAAGUGGAACACUUUUUGGAGAAAUGCAUCGAAAAAUUUGGUAAAGAUAAUUACGAACAAGUCUCUUGUAAUGUGAUGAAUGGACUUGCAGGCACGCUUCAGGGGAUCUUCUUUGUCAGACGAGAAUUGCAGCGUCCAGAUUGGGCCAAGAAGGCAGCCAUUCGUAUCGCGACUGAAAUAUUACAACGCGGAAGUGAAAAUUACGAAUCUAGAAGAUCCACCUCUUUGGCACCGUUGUACUGGGGAACGCUUGGUGACGAGGAGACUGACUGGACCAUGUCAACGGGUUGCGCCGGAAUUAUGCAAUCGCUUUUGGGAUUGGAAGUCAAUGAAUGGAACGAAAUCGAGAAAACAAUACCCAACGCCCUUAUAAGCUUGUUAGGAAAAACAAUACAGAAGCUGCCAGCUUAUGGAAACAUGGAGUAUUACUCGAAAUCGAAAAACAGCAGCGGUUGGACCAUGGACGGAGCAGCAGGGCAUGCCAUUCUUUUGCUUCAAUCAUAUGUUGUUUUGGGGUCAAUUGAAUAUCUCAAACAAGCGCAGAUGCUAGUCCGUACAAAAAUAUUGCCUUGGUGCUCUGCAUAUAUAACCGAUUCGAAGAUCUUGCCCGUUAGCAAAACCCUUGGUCUAUUUGAUGGGGUGGUCGGCAUUUGCUACUGCCUCUGGCUAAGUAAAGAAAAAAAUUCAGCGAGAAAACUGAUCAAUAAAGCAAUUGCAUACUGCAAGAAGCGAAUUAAAGCUGGGCAUCCAAUGGAUUUGUCACUCGCAAAUGGUGUGUCGGGUUUUGUGCGAUUGCUUAAGCAGAUUGACAAUCGAAAUCGUGACGAAGUAGAGAUCCCAUUCUUGAGCUCUGCAUUAUUCAACUUUGAUAUGGAAAUUCAAAUGCCGCUCAAUGAAGGCGGCCGUGACUCAUCGGCGCUGCAUGCAAGAAGGAAGGCGAGAAAUGAGGCGAAGCAAAAUGCCAAACGACAUCAGAGUCUACCAACUCAUCCCCAAGCAAGUAGCAGUGGCCAUAGUGCAAGACGAAGCUACCAGCUAUCAAAUCUAUCGACGCCAAAGCGAUGGACGAGUACAUCAGAUCUUGAUGAAGAUUCUCACUUAUCAGUGAGCUCAUUUAGCAUUGAGGAAAAACCUAGAAUUCAUUCAUCGAUUCAGUUCCCAAAGUCACGAGCCAAAAGGCGAGCAAGUAAUACGCAUAGUGUCAGUUCGACAUCAUUUUCUCUCAAGGAAGAGGACGAGAAUGUGGAUAAAAAGAGGACAGGCUCGUCUCCACCUACAACCAAUGGCGAUAGUGGCGACGAUAGCAGCAGUUUCAGCACCAGCAGUCACAUGGAGAGUGGAACUGUAGACGACCAGGCCAAUCCUCAAUAUCUAGCAAAGCAAGAUUCUGACAAUGAGGAGUAUAUCAAUGCAAAUGUUUCGGUAUCUUUGUUUCCCGACAAGAAUUUUGGCAGCGACAGCGACAGCUCACUGGAAAAGUCGGAGAGGAAACGGCCACCAAUUGAUCGAUUAUCCUUAUUUGCAAAAACACGGAACCAGAAUCUCAAUACUGACAGUGAUAGCGACAGUAUUAUUGACAUUGAACCACCAGUGUCACAUUUGAAUGAAACGCCUUCAACCUCAAAUCGAAAGUCGCUCAGCGCCCACAAGUCAAAAGAUCCCCGCAAAGAUUCAGACCACUCUCAAACAAGUCGACUAUCGCUUCAGAGAAGUCCGAAACCGCAAAUGCAUAAUUGGAUGACCGCUUCGAAGCGGAAUCUAAUGGCUGGUUUGGAAGACGAUGGACCUCUCCCGCCCCUCCCUAACACAAGUACUCGAUCAUCCGAAGGGCGAUUGGCUGGAAUGCGAAAUUCAUCACACCAUUCACGCCAUGCUUCAAACCAUUCUGCUGCCAGCACAGCAGAGUCGAUGAACGAUGAUGAUUAUGAGCCGGGCGCAAAUGACGAUGGGUUGGCUCUUGGUACCGCCGAUGAAAUGCCGAACGAAAACUACUUGGAUGCACUUGAUGUCUCCGCCCGGUCAACUAGCGACAAUGCGUACACCCACUACAAGCCAAACCCGACACAGAAAAAAACUUUGAUGGAUGAGGAGUCCCAUGGAUUCUCUUCACUGACUUCGAGCCAAUAUCCCUCAGCUAGAUUUCUCACAGAAUCGCUUCAAGAAGCUGAGAACGAGAGUGGAUCCGAUUCCAUGCAUGAAGAUGAAGGCACAGUUGGAGAUGACGAUCUAGCAAUGGGUUCGCCAGAUGAUAUGCCAAGCGCUGCCUACUUAGCUACGCACGACGUAUCAACUAGAACGCGUACGUAUGAUCCCAUGCGGAACUAUAAGCCUGUACCGGUGCAAAAGAAGACACUGAUGGACGAAGAAGAUCAUGAACGCGGGACUCAGAAAGACAAGGCUAAGGGUAGGAAGAUGCGAUCGCUCAGCGAAGAUAUGAACGAAAUCGGUUCGGACUCAAUGCAUGACGAUGACGACGACGAUGGCAUAGCAAUGGGUUCGCCAGAUGAUAUGCCAAGCGCUGCAUACUUGGCUUCGCACGACGUAUCGACUAGAACACGGACAUAUGAACCCUUGAGAAACUACAACCCUGCACCUGUGCAAAAGAAGACACUGAUGGAUGAAGAAGACCAUGAACGCGGUGCGAAAAAUAAGAAGACCAAGGGUAGGCAGAUGCGGUCGCUCAGCGAAGAUAUGAACGAAAGCGGGUCGGACUCAAUGUAUGAUGAUGACGACGACGGCACCGAGGGAGGUGACGGCUUAGCAAUGGGCUCGGCAGAAGAAUUACCCAGUGCUGCGUAUUUGGACUCGCAUGAUGUCUCCACAAGAACGCGAAGCUAUGACCCAUUCACCAACUACAAACCAGUGCCUGUGCAAAAGAAGACUUUGAUGGACGAAGAGGGACACGGGGCUUUCAGAAAUCUUCGUUUGCCAUCUGGACCAAACGGCGCAUCCUCGAAAGUAGAGGGCACGCAGCACUCUGCUUCCGUUUCUGUUGACACAGAUGAUGACGAUUUUGAAGACGACGAAAUGGCAAUCGGGUUGCCAAACGAGGUUCCAAACUUGGCGUAUCUCGAGACACACGAUAUUUCAACUAGAACCAGGUCAUAUGACCCUUACGUAAACUACAGGCCUGUAAAGGCUCAACAAAAGACGCUGAUGGACGAAGAGGGACAUGGGGACCGCCUUUCGUCCGACGACGAUUCUCGGUCGAUUGAAAGCAUGCACGUCCAAUUGGACAUGGACGAGAGACCAAAUUCGGAAUAUUUGGCACGACAAGAUUCGUUAACAGAAGUCUACUUUGACUAUAAAUCAAAAACAACAACAAUGCCAGUUCACAACCUGCUGGAUGAAGAAGACCAUUCAUUGGUAGAUCAGAGUGUUCCUGGGAUCUCAAUUGAUUCGUUUGUUGCGGAAGAAGCUGAAAAGGAUGAGCAACCAAACACGGCAUACUUGGCGAGGCAAGACUCGGAACAAAAUGAGUACUUCCAAUUUUCCUCGGGCACUACAAAGUUGCCGUCUCAUCAGGCUGAUAUGACGGGUGAUUCGAAAGAAGUCAAGCAAUCUGCAAUCGAGGCAGAGAUCGAAGAAGCAAUUAAGAAUGAGAGUUAA